GGUGCGGGUACAGACGGCCAGUUCCGUGAUGUCAGACGCCAACAAACUUAACAACAGUUUGAGUCAUCCUCACUGGUGGGGUGUGCAAGGUGUUUCGCAGUUGCAGCACACGGCCAUCGGAGUCUUUCUGGUGGGUUUUACGGUCACCGCCACCGUCAGCAACAUUUUGGUCGUGUCUACCUGUCUGGGAUAUCGAAGCUUGAGGACCACUAGCAACUUGCUAGUCGUUAACCUGGCUGCCGGGGACCUGGUCAUGUGCGUAGUGGAUUUUCCUCUGUUUGCGGUCGCAUCUUUCUUCAACUUUUGGCCAUUUGGAAUGAACGUGUGCCAGGUGUACAGCCUGAUCACCGCCAUGGCGGGCCUCGUCACCAUCAACACCCUGGCUGUCAUCUCCGCAGACCGCUACCGCGCUAUCGUCAACCGCCUGUGCCAGCACCACCAACGAACGUCACGACCGACGACGCUGCUGAUAGUCUUGUUCAUCUGGGGGUGGUCGGCGCUGUGGGCCGUGGCCCCCAUGCUGGGCUGGGGUCGCUACGUUCUGGAUGGCGUUGGCACGACCUGCACCUUCGACUUCCUGACCCGCACGGCCAACAACAUCUCCUUCGUGAUGGCCAUGAUGAUGGGCAACUUCGUCAUCCCGCUCGGCGUCAUCACUUUUUCUUAUCUCCACAUCUGGAGAGCGGUGCUGGACGCCAAGCGGCGCCUGAAGGAACAGAACGUCCACGUCUACGCCGGACGGACGAAUACGAAAUCGCCCGCGCAUGCGCAUGGAAGCCUGAAAGGCCAAGGACAUCAGGGGCGAGAUCACACGGUGGGUCAGAGGCGCCAUGGGCGCGAGUUCUUGCAGGGACAGAACCAGCGGCUGCGGAUCAGAUCGGAGACACGAACAGCGUGCACGAUCCUGACGCUGGUGCUGGCGUUCGUGGUGGCCUGGUUCCCCUACCUGGUGGUGUGCAUGAUCGGGCUGUUCGGCGACCGAUCUCAAGUCACCGUCACAGCCUCGGUGGUGUCUAGCCUGGUGGCCAAGACGUCGACUGUGUCCAACCCUGUGCUGUAUUGCAUCAUCCACCCCAAGGUCCGGCGCAAGCUGCACGUCACGCUGCUACGUCUGCUGUGGAGUACGUCACCGCGCCGCAGCUUCCAUGCAUCCUCGACCUCAGAACGAUCUCCGGCCCGGAACUUCAGCUAGUUGCUAGUGAUCCCCCGCUGCUGCACAGCCUGUUGUUAGAGACCUGGUGGCUGUUUUAUUGUUGCACGAUCUGCUGAAUGGCCUGUUAACAUACACACCUGCUUGUGGUCUGAUGGUCGCACGGUCUGCUGGUAGCGAACUGAUGCACAGCUGCCACACGAUCUGCUGAAUGGCUUGUUAACCUGCACACCUGCCACACGUUGAAUUGCCUGUUAACAUGCACACCUGCUGUCUGGUCUGAUGGUCGCACGUCUGCUGGUAGCGAACUGCCACACAGCAUUCUGUUUUUUUCUGUUGGUUUUUUGUUUUAACUAUACAACCUUUUCUUCAAAUUGUGACUGGUUUAUUUUCUUAGCUAAUAACAAGGAAUGUAUAACGGACAGAUGGAUGCAUCUUUCUUAACCACGACAGCUGGAGUUUGGUCAUGUGUGCCAGGUCUUGCUUCUCAUCAGGCAUCGUGUCAUCGUCGCUUCCUCACAAUAUUCAUUCCUGUUGUCCUAUCAAACAAGUAUAUAAAAAUUCCUAUCGAUACUCAGUUACGAGCGUCUGUUGAAAGAAAGGACAUGAACUCCACCUCUUUGCAUCCAAUUUUGUGUUCUUCCGUCUCUCCUGGGUAAUCAUCGUCAAGAAUCAGGUUGGGCAUUGCAUGUCCUUUGCCUCGGGGUUGUAUAGGAAAGCUAUAGUGUCGACAUUUCUUCUUCCCCUCCUCUGUCUUCUUCUUAAUACCAAUAUUUGUCGUCUUAACAUGUAAUUAUCUUCUUUUGACUAUUUGGACAAAUCGGAGAGAACGAACUGGAAAAGUUAGACCGAGAAUUAGGUCAAUAAAAAGUGACAGGAAGGAAAAUGCAAUGUGGACAGAUUAUUUUAACAGGGUUGGCAUUAAGUCGACUUAUAAUAUCAUUUCACGAGCCAAGCAGAUUGACACUUAAAGACAUUACGAUCGUGCUCAGUUAAGGAUACGGUGGUAGUAAUGAACGCAAGUGUAGGUGCUGCCCCCUACCGGGAUGAUUUAUUGAAAGCUCUUUCCUCCUUGUGGAAACCGGUCUUUGAGUGCCUUUAGCCUUCUGCAGUUUUGUCACAGUUUUUUUCAGUUUUGUCUUUACCUGUCGGUAGAUGUGCUAAGCGAUUAGCUGUACCAUCGAUAUCAGAUUGCCGUCUAUCAUCUCUUGCUUUCUGGCACGGAUACUCUACCGCGGCUUUCUAAAGAGAGAAAACACCAAGAUCAGAACUAAGAAAUAAAUAUAAAUAAUGUUAAAAGCUUUUUGGCAAAAUAAAAUAAUUAAUUAAAGUAUAUUGCAAGUAAAUUUAUAAACAAUAAAUUAUAAUUUCCCCAUAGCAAAAAAUCUCUGGCAGUUACAGUUUCUUGCCCACGUGUUGGGUUGCCUCCUAAAACUCGUCAGUUCCGGA
Pomacea canaliculata is the source of this 2599-nucleotide messenger RNA. RefSeq names its product rhodopsin, GQ-coupled-like. NCBI's taxonomy places the organism in Eukaryota, Metazoa, Mollusca, Gastropoda, Architaenioglossa, Ampullariidae. Gene Ontology annotation, cellular component: membrane. The transcript is spliced from 3 exons. The record is from RefSeq and is a predicted model, not a curated record. The coding region runs from base 29 to 1192 and encodes 387 amino acids. Gene Ontology annotation, biological process: G protein-coupled receptor signaling pathway. Gene Ontology annotation, molecular function: G protein-coupled receptor activity.